This is a messenger RNA of Telopea speciosissima, 1637 nucleotides long. RefSeq names its product diaminopimelate decarboxylase 2, chloroplastic-like. Gene Ontology annotation, molecular function: diaminopimelate decarboxylase activity. Lineage: Eukaryota; Viridiplantae; Streptophyta; Magnoliopsida; Proteales; Proteaceae. Gene Ontology annotation, cellular component: chloroplast. The coding region runs from base 138 to 1583 and encodes 481 amino acids. The record is from RefSeq and is a predicted model, not a curated record. The transcript is spliced from 8 exons.
UGCCGUUAAGAUUAGACAACUUCAAGUUCUAUCCUCUUUCAUCCCGCAUCGUCCCUGACACCGGCGAUUGGUUUCAACGGGCCGACCUCACCGUCUGACGAGUUCCCAAGAUUCCGGAUUGGCUGAUUUGCUCGAAAAUGUCGACUGCUCAUUUCACCAUUCAAUCUCCGUUUGCGAAAAGUAUACAGUACCGCUCAGAUCACGCAAUCUCGAAACCAUCACUUAGCUUUAGAUAUUCUACGCAGUCAUUUACGGUUAGGUCGGCUUUGUCCGAUAGCCCUACUAUCGUCACCGCCGAGUCUAAGGAGAAAAAAUUCCAGCAUUGCUUCAGCAAGUCUGGUGACGGGUUUCUCUACUGCGAGGUUCGGAAAGUUCAAGAUAUAGUGGAUUCAGUGGAGAAGAGGCCGUUUUAUCUAUACAGUAAGCCCCAAAUUACUCGAAAUUUCGAAGCCUAUCGGGAAGCUCUGCAAGGCUUGAGAUCAGUUAUCGGUUACGCAAUUAAAGCCAAUAAUAACUUGAAAAUUCUUGAGCAUUUGAGACGAUUGGGUUGUGGUGCCGUGCUAGUUAGCGGGAAUGAGCUGAAAGUGGCACUCCGCGCAGGGUUCGAUCCGGCAAGGUGUAUAUUUAAUGGUAAUGGGAAACUCUUGGAGGACCUGGUGCUGGCUGCCCAAGAAGGAGUUUUUGUUAAUGUGGACAGUGAAUUUGAUUUGGAAAAUAUUGUAUUAGCGGCAAGAGUUGCUGGAAAGAGGGUCAAUGUUUUGCUUCGGAUCAAUCCUGAUGUUGAUCCUCAGGUUCAUCCUUAUGUUGCUACUGGGAAUAAAAACUCAAAAUUCGGUAUCAGAAAUGAGAAGCUGCAAUGGUUUUUGGAUGCUGUGAACGCACAUCCUAUGGAGAUGAAGCUUGUGGGAGUCCAUUGCCAUCUUGGGUCUACCAUUACCAAGGUGGACAUAUUCAGGGAUGCUGCAAUCCUUAUGGUGGGCUAUAUUGACCAAAUCCGGGCCCAAGGCUUUCAAAUUGAAUACCUAAAUAUUGGAGGCGGUCUGGGAAUAGAUUAUCAUCACAGUGGGGCUGUCCUUCCAACACCCAUGGAUCUCAUCAACACCGUCCGGGAGCUGGUUCUUUCUCAUAACCUUCAUCUCAUCAUUGAACCUGGGAGAUCACUUAUUGCCAACACUUGUUGCCUAGUUAACCGAGUGAUUGGGGUCAAAACAAAUGGAACGAAAAAUUUUAUUGUUAUUGAUGGAAGCAUGUCAGAACUUAUCCGACCAAGUCUUUAUGGUGCUUAUCAACACAUAGAGUUGGUUUCUCCUCCACCACCUGAAGCAGAGAUUUCCACAUUUGAUGUGGUGGGCCCUGUCUGUGAGUCUGCAGAUUUCUUGGGAAAGGACAGAGAGCUCCCUACUCCUGCUAAGGGUACUGGUUUGGUAGUUCACGAUGCAGGGGCAUAUUGCAUGAGCAUGGCAUCAACAUACAAUCUCAAGAUGCGACCACCCGAGUAUUGGGUCGAAGAAGAUGGAUCUGUGGCCAAAAUCCGGCACGCAGAGACUUUUGAGGACCAUAUGAGAUAUUUUCAGGGCCUUUGAUCAAAUAUUUAUGUUCUUUAACCAUUAAUUGGGACUGUUGUAGAACUCGAGGUA